Molecule: messenger RNA, 4228 nt
Organism: Danio aesculapii
Lineage: Eukaryota; Metazoa; Chordata; Actinopteri; Cypriniformes; Danionidae
Product: adhesion G-protein coupled receptor G4-like
Exons: 28
Coding region: 4-3804 (1266 amino acids)
Biological process (GO): adenylate cyclase-activating G protein-coupled receptor signaling pathway; cell surface receptor signaling pathway
Cellular component (GO): membrane
Molecular function (GO): G protein-coupled receptor activity
Source: RefSeq, a predicted model, not a curated record
CUUAUGUACCUGCACCCGGAUAAGACACACACAGAGCUGGGAAUGCGAGGUUAUGGAUCAGAGCUCCACGUCACAAUGUUCGGCAGGGUCUGGAUCACCCCCAAGGAUCUGUCCUUGCACAACUGGCACUCCAUUUGCAUGACCUGGUCCAAGUCUAUGACCAAGCCAAAAGUCUACAUCAAUGGAACUGAGGUGGUUUUAUAUCCUCAGUCUAAAGAUGUGGCUCUGCAUCCGGACUGCUGCACUGUGGCCGCCGGUGGCACUUUGACUUUAGCUGUGGCUCACUUUUUUGUGAAUGACAAAUUCGACAUCGAGACUGGUACUGAUCUGAAGGGCAGCAUAAGUCUGUUUAGGGUGUGGGGACACGUGCGCAGUGCUCAGGAAAUUUCAGAAAUAGCCUGCUAUGAUGGAGAUGUUCUCCACUGGGAGGAACGAAUCUGGAAUAAAGUCAAGAACUGUCAGCCUGUACAAGAUGUCACGCAAGAGUGUGACUGGCCCUUUUAUGAAGUAAAACUGGUGCUUCUCAUCCUCCGUGAAGACGGAAACAAAACACAUGAUUAUGAUGCUAAAGAGGUUGCACACCAGUUGCUGACACAAGCAUUAGCAGAGUUGGAAUUGUGGCCGACAUACAUAUAUUUGAACAGUGUCCGAGUGUUUCCUAAAGGAGGCUCUUAUACAGACCAAAGUGGAAAUCCAGAGAAGAGAUCCAUAAUGCUGUGGUCCACCAUGCCAGGACUUAGCCAGUUUGACUGUGUGGCUCACAUUAACGUGAUUCCUAGGGCUGAUGUAGGACAAAUACAGGAAGAAGUUUCCAAGGUCCUCACCAAGGAUCGUGAAAUAGACCACUACAGAAUAUCUACAGAUCCCAGCUUCAUUUUCGUAUACCCUCUUGACCAUCUCUUGCCAGAUCCAGAAACAAAACCUCCCAUAAAAUUGACCACAUCUUUUCCUCCAACAACUCAAACAACACCAUCCACAACUCCUGAGCCGAUGACUACGACCAUUACUGCAAAAACAGAAAGCACAACUGCCAUACAAAUGGAAACAACAACAGUUAUUUCAUCCUCAACUGAUACAACAAUUUCAAGCUCCACGACAUCCAUUCAAACAACUCUGGCAAAAAGCUCCUCGACGCUUAAAGAAACAACUCUUUUAUCCUCCACAACAACUCGUGCAUUAAACACGACUGCAUGCUUUUCUACAGUUUUACCUGAAGGAAACAAAUCAGAUAUUUUUUUCAAGGUCAACGUCAAUGUAACCAUCACAGGCCCUGGUGAACCCAAGAAUAUCAUUCAACUCUGGCUUAACGAUACACUUUCUAGUAAAGGAAUAUCAGUGUUGAACUUCAAACUUGUUCCCUCUUCAACACACACACGAAAAAGAAGUGUGGAUACAAAUGCAUUCACAGUGGAUAGAAAGAGUCCCUUGCACUCAGGAAAAAGGCACAGCUGUGUCUUUCACGCCCGGGUAACAACGUCUUCAAACAUCACAGAGACACAAAUACUGAUUCAUGGGCUUCUGGAGAAAGCAUACUGCAGAGGACUUGCAUGCUUGGAUGCCAAACCUGAGGAUAUUUUAAUUUCUUACAUCGUGCCCUGUCCUGAGCACAACCAUUACACCAGACAGGGGCUUUUCAGAUGGCCCCAAACAGUGGCUGAGCACAACAUCUCGCAUCCCUGUGAGGGAAACCCUAGUAAGACAGCAUACCGGCAAUGUUAUCUGGAUGCGGACUCAAACAGUGCUCUCUGGACGUCUCCAGACCUGGGGCAGUGUCAGGUUGUAGUCCACAGUGUGUCAGAUCUGGAAGACAUCACAGUCACUAAUGACAAUGCAGAAGACAUUCUGAUCAUGAUCGAGGAUUUGAUUCAUGAGAAAAAGCAUCUGGAUGAGUUUGAGCUCUCAACAGUAUUGAAUAAACUAGUGGAUGUGAUUAACGUUAGUACGAUCACUCCUCCGCUGGGAGAAGUCAUUAUCAACAUCACGUCUGACAUCCUGCAGUCUGACAGCAACCUGCUGCCUUUCACCAACAGCAUUCUGAACAUCACAGAGUCUGUCGGAGACCAGAUGUUAGGGUUUAAAGGAGAGUCGGUCAGUUUAACAGCUCCUGCCUUGGCAAUAUCUGUAGUCAAUAUUGACCAAGGAAAUUUUCACAACCUCACAUUUGGAGUUUCUUCCACUAACAAAGGCUUUAAUCCUGAGGUUUAUAUCAACCAAGAGCCUUUUGAUGGCACAGUGGCCUUCAUUUCUCUUCCCUCUGAAAUACAAGAGAGAUUCCCCAUCAUAAACGACAGCAGCCCUCGCAUUCAGUUUCAGUUUUAUGGUGUUCCAACUCUCUUUCAAACAAAGGAUGAUCCAGAUGGGAAAAAACUGAACACUUUUGUGGUGUCUGCCAGUGUGACUAAUGCCACAGGACCCAUUGAAAACCUUAAAGAAUAUGUUGCAGUCACUCUACACCACCUACAAACUAAGACAAAGGACCAGGAUGUCCAUUGUGUCUACUGGGAUUUCAAUAAGAAUGAUGGAUAUGGAGGAUGGAGUCCAAAGGGGUGCUGGACGUAUAAUAUCAGCAAGGAUUACACAACCUGUCUAUGCGACCACAUGACCCACUUUGGAGUGCUGGUGGAUGUUUCCAGAACUCCUAUUGAUGCGAAGAACGAGCGAAUCCUCACUAUUAUCACAUACAUGGGCUGUGGUGUGUCUUCAUGCUUUCUUGGGAUCACAGUGUUAACCUACAGCCUCUUAGAGAAGUUAAGGAGGGAUUACCCAUCCAAAAUACUGUUAAACUUGUCCCUUGCUUUACUGGGACUGAACCUGGUGUUCCUGUUGAACUCCUGGAUUUCUUCUUUUGGCAACUACGGCCUUUGCAUUGCUGUAGCGGCCACUUUACACUAUUUCUUACUGACGUCCUUUACCUGGAUGGGCUUGGGAGCUGUGAAUAUGUACUUUGCUCUGGUCAAAGUGUUCAAUGUGUACGUGCCCUCAUACAUUUUGAAGUUCUGCCUGCUUGGCUGGGGGAUUCCACUUAUAAUUUGUGGCUUGGUACUGGCUAUAAAGAGAGAUGCGUAUGGCCUAAGUGAUUCCCAAUCUACCCUGGAUGACUCCGAAAUGUUCUGCUGGGUGCAAAACGAUGUGGUUUUCUACGUGUCGGUAGUGAGCUACAUAGCCUUCAUACUGCUGUGCAAUGGCUCCAUCUUCCUAGUGGUUCUGAUUCAGAUCAGAAAUAUGCAAGUCAAUCAGCCGGCUGGAACCCGAAGUGGGAUCUUGAAGGACCUGCGGGCUGUGGCAAGCCUUACCUUCUUGUUGGGUCUCACCUGGUCUGUGGCUUUUCUUGCUUGGGGUCCUAUCAAAGUGUUCCUCCUCUACCUGUUCUCCAUACUGAACAGCCUACAAGGAUUCUUCAUUUUUGUGUUCCACUGUCUCGUGAAGGAAAAUGUGCGCAAGCAAUGGAGAAUACAUUUAUGUUGUGGUGCUUUCAAGCUGCAGGAGUACUCCGAAUGGAGCCAAACUGCAACUGUGGUUCCAAAACACAAACCCAAUCCACCAAAUACAUUCCCCUUCAUAGCAUCUGUGAGGUCAAUCAAGUCUAACUCGACCCAAAGCUCAACAGUUUCUUCAGAAUCCAGCCAACGUCAAGUGACUAUCACAAGACCAGACCUGGGGUUUGUGUAUGAAAACAGUUUGGCAAUACCAAGAGCCAGAGCAGGACUAUCCCAUGAGGUGUCUCCUACCACAGGAAGUGGGUUUGAGUUUCCUUCAAGGUCAUGGAAGAGUGGAUUCGACAAUCAAUUAAUUGAUGUAAAAUGAUUUGUUUACAUAGCUCUGUGCUGAAACAGUUCUUUUUUUCUGGUAACUUACUGUUAAAAAUAAAACUCGGCUGUUCAGAAAAAGAAUCUUUUAGAUUUUAUUAGAAUAUAUUUUAAUCGGACAAUGGAUUAGACACAGAAAUGUAUCUCAAAUUAAUGUAAAAUGAUUUGUUUGUAGCUCUGUACUGAAACACUUCUUUUUGGUACUUACUGUAAAAAAUGAUACAUGGCUGUUCAUAAAAUGAUGUUUUAGAUUAUAUUAGAAUAUCUUAACGUUUUGUUUUUCAUCAAAUAGCAAUAUUUAGAAAAACCUGUCUGAUGUAUGAUGAGCUGUACAUAUGCACCUACUCUUAUGUCAUUCCAAACAAUUAUGUCUAAAAUGUGUAACAUGUUUGUAAAAAAAAAAAUGUAGAAAUAAAUCUAGA